Aquila chrysaetos chrysaetos is the source of this 2130-nucleotide messenger RNA. RefSeq names its product coiled-coil domain containing 125 (gene CCDC125). The transcript has 11 exons. NCBI's taxonomy places the organism in Eukaryota, Metazoa, Chordata, Aves, Accipitriformes, Accipitridae. Gene Ontology annotation, cellular component: cytoplasm. Gene Ontology annotation, biological process: negative regulation of Rho protein signal transduction; negative regulation of cell motility. The record is from RefSeq and is a predicted model, not a curated record. Bases 391 to 1917 code for a protein of 508 amino acids.
GGGCUCUGCGGGAGGGGGACCGGCACCGGGACCGGGGUAUCACCCAGGCGCUGCCACCGCCGUGUCGUCGUCCCUCCCUCCGUCCGUCCGUCCCUCGCCGCCGCUGUCCGCGCUGUGGUGUGUUACCGUGCGGCGGGAGCGGUCUCGGGCAGCCCGAACCCGGUACGGGAAGCCGCCGGGCACCGACGGCUUCGGGUUUUUUCACUUUAACGUUUUGCUGCUUUAGCGAUGGAGUUUUUCUGUUUUUUCUAGGUAAAAUAACUCGUUGUUUUGCGGGAGGCACUGCUCACGUUGCCAGUAAGUGAAGUGCCCUCAAUCAGGAGUUAAAAAAAAAAAAAACAAACACCAAACAAAAAAUAACCAACAAAAAAAAAAAUCCAGGAGGAGAAGAUGGAGGAAGCAGAAGAGGAUGACAUGACAUGCGGAGACCUGGGAAACGGACUCGGGAGAAGACCUGGAGGCAUUUAUGAAGGGGAGAAUUUACAAAACUCCUAUUCAUUUAGAUCUAGGAAGGGAUCUGGAAAGGUUUGCAAUUCUCUCUUGUCAGCAAAGAGAGUGGAAGAAAACGAUGCUGCAGCUCUUCCCGGUUCAAAACGAAACAGUUCUUACGACGGAUCAUCCAAAAAGCCUGUUACCAGUUCCACGCAACAAAAUAGCUGUGCAUGUAAUACUGAAGUGUCAAAUGAAGAACUAAAGCAACAACUUCGGGAAGCUCUAGAGGAAGUUGAAAUUUUGAAGGUUGAGCUUGAAGCAUCUCAAAGACAGCUUGAAGGAAAAGAUGAAGCCCUAAGAAUUCUGCAGAGCAUGGCAGUGUUUAAUAAAGCCACUAGUCAUACAAAAGCAAUGCUUAAGAAAACUGAGGAAGAAAAGAGAACUUUAGAAAAGGAAAUAAAUAUUUUGCAAUGGGAAAUUGAAUUUGAUCAGGAUAGAUUUAAAAACAUAGAAGACACAUGGACAGAAAAAUAUGACAGGAUAUAUUGUGAAAAUGCAGCUCUUAAGGAAGCUUUGAAACUGAGAACAGAAGAAGUUAAAACUCUUAAAGCUGAAAACACAAUCCUGAAUCAGCAGUGUUUGGAAUUUCUUGCAAUGCUAGAUGUGAAACAACAGAAGGUUGUUCAGGAAAACAUGUCCUUGAAUAAAAGUGGCAUUACAGAUUUUACAGGUCUUGAACUGGCAGUUCUUGGAGCCUGCACCUGCAAUACAUCUGGAGGGCAACCUUGCCCCUGUGCUAAAAUGGCAGCUGUAACUCGAAAGCAGCUUCUUCAUCUCAAGCAAGAGAUUGAAAAUCUGAAGAAGAGUAAAGAUGAAGCUUAUGUAAUGGCAGAUGCCUUCAGAAUUGCAUUUGAGGAGCAGCUAAUGCAGAGGAAGGACCAAGCCCUGAGGCUUGCAGAAGUGAUAAAGAUUAAGAAGGAAACGAAAUUUAUGAACUGGAGACAUCUGAAAGACGAUGGACGUGUGAAGUUACAAGGGAACAAGAACAGUCUGGGGCAAAAACUCUCGGGCCUGCUCUCAUCAGAUGUGGACUGUAGGAAGGUUGAAGACCUAGACAAUCCUCAUGAAAUCCUGAAGAUCUUAAUAGAUUUGGUAAAUGAAAAAGAGGAGGCUCUGGCUCAUCAGAGGAAGGUUAGUUACAUGCUAGCUCGUGCAAUGGAGAUGAAAGAGGAUGUUUUGGAACAGGAUAGAGGAAGCGGCGUGCUGGCGAGUCAGCUCGAAGCCAGGGGGUCACCGGGCCCUGUACGCGCCUGCUGCCAAAACCUCCCUUCUCGAAACAGUAUUUCUUCAGUUCCUGGUGCGGAAGCACGUGAAAAUCCGGUAAAAACGCUUCAAAAGUCACACUCCUGGCCGUCUGAGACUACGCACCGUGACGAAAAUAAUCCAUGUGGAAAAGCCCACGGAACCGUAGUGAUCUCUACAUAGCCAUCUGCUGGAAUAAAUUUAUUUUCAAAAGAGGGAUCUUGUGGAAGUGCCUAGAAGAGUCCUGUGAUGACAUCACUGGGGGCCAAACUAGGGCAGUGCGCUAGCUGACGCCGCCUUUAAUGACACAGUAAUAGCGCGGCAACUGUUGCUUUGGCGAAACAGCCAGCUGUAAUUAAUUUAACAGUGGUUUCCCCACAAGACAAGCAGCCGCCG